AGCAUCGCUCGCGCUGCACAAGCCCAUUCGAAAGCCCAGCCCGCCCUGCCACCACCGGUUUGGGGGCAGUAACUAAUCACUUGAAGGGCUUCAAUAAUCCCGCAAGCCAACAAGCUGUAGAGCCCAAGACGCACACACACAGUAAUUUUUUAAGGGAAAAAAAUAACAUCAAAAACAACAACAAGCAAAACACGAAGGCUAGACAUUAAGCAAGCCAAAAGUCCCCAGGGGAAGCUGGAAGAAGUUUGAAAUUGAUUUGCAAAAAAGGCUGGUGGUGUUUGCAAAGGUGGGGAGUGGAGUGGAGAACUGCUGCUGUUUAAUUGCACAUUCAAGUGGAAAAUUUUCCGGAGUCAGCAGAAACAUUGUAUCCAAAAAAGACAACAAAGUCACAGUUCCAACAAAACGAGGAGAUUGUCCCUGGAAAACUUCCUUUCGGUUUAUUCUCUUAAAGUGUCCAGGCUAAGGCUUGGAGAAACCAGCCACCAUCAUUGAGCCCAGCAGCUGGAGCGGCAGCGAGAGUCCUGCCGAGGACAUUGAGAGAAUGAGUGAUUCUGCCGAUAAACCUAUUGACAAUGACGCAGAAGGGGUCUGGAGUCCAGAUAUUGAGCAGAGCUUUCAGGAGGCCCUAGCUAUAUAUCCCCCUUGUGGGAGGAGGAAAAUCAUAUUGUCUGAUGAAGGCAAAAUGUAUGGUAGGAAUGAACUGAUAGCCAGAUACAUCAAACUUAGAACGGGAAAGACACGGACCAGGAAACAGGUGUCUAGUCACAUACAGGUCUUAGCCAGGAAGAAAGUUCGAGAAAUUCAAGCUGCCAUUAAGGUGUCUAGUCACAUUCAGGUUCUUGCCAGAAGGAAAUCUCGUGAUUUUCAUUCCAAGCUGAAGGUAACAAGCAUGGAUCAGACUGCAAAGGACAAAGCACUCCAGCACAUGGCAGCCAUGUCCUCCGCUCAAAUAGUAUCUGCAACAGCGAUUCACAAUAAGUUGGGUUUGCCAGGAAUUCCCCGUCCAACGUUCCCUGGAGCACCUGGAUUUUGGCCUGGGAUGCUACAAACAGGACAGCCCGGAUCUUCUCAGGACAUAAAGCCAUUCGUUCAGCAGGCCUAUCCUAUACAGCCCACAGUCACAACCCCCAUUUCAGGAUUUGAACCCACAUCAGCUCCAGCACCCUCUGUUCCAGCUUGGCAAGGUCGAUCUAUUGGAACAACUAAACUCAGACUCGUAGAAUUUUCUGCUUUUCUUGAGCAACAAAGAGAUCCAGACUCUUAUAACAAACACCUCUUUGUGCACAUUGGACAUGCCAACCACUCUUACAGUGAUCCAUUGCUGGAAUCAGUGGACAUUCGUCAGAUUUAUGACAAAUUCCCUGAAAAGAAGGGAGGCUUGAAGGAACUGUUUGGAAAAGGACCCCAGAAUGCCUUCUUCCUAGUAAAAUUUUGGGCGGAUUUAAAUUGCAACAUCCAAGAUGAUACAGGAGCAUUCUAUGGUGUAACUAGUCAAUAUGAAAGUUCAGAAAACAUGACAAUCACCUGUUCCACCAAAGUCUGCUCAUUUGGGAAGCAAGUGGUAGAAAAAGUAGAGACUGAAUAUGCACGGUUUGAGAAUGGCCGGUUUGUGUUUAGAAUAAACCGCUCCCCGAUGUGUGAAUACAUGAUCAAUUUCAUCCACAAGCUCAAGCAUUUACCAGAAAAAUAUAUGAUGAACAGUGUGUUGGAAAACUUUACAAUUUUGUUGGUUGUAACAAACAGGGACACUCAAGAAACCCUCCUUUGCAUGGCUUGCGUAUUUGAAGUUUCAAACAGCGAACAUGGUGCACAGCAUCAUAUCUACAGGCUUGUAAAGGACUGAACAGUUAUUUAUAGACACCUUUUCAACAUAACUCCUUAUGAAAACACAGACUGUCAACCUCAACACUAAAUGGCAGUUUUCUUUGGCUGAGCUGUCCCCAACAUUUUUCUAAACCUCAUUGGAGUGUGUUGACAAAUAUUGUAGCUGUGAAAUUCCGGUACAGUUGUACAAAUUCUUUCUUAAAACAAAGUGUUCUUCAAAUUUAUAAAGCCACCAUUUUGGAGGGAGACUAUAUUUAAGAAUUUGUGGAAGUUUUAAUUUGUUGUGUUAGAAAAAUGUAAGACAGAGCAAUUGCCAUGGAAAAGCUUAAUAGCAGUUAUAAGAAUUUAUGAGGUGUUUUGUCUAAAUUAAUAAAAUCAUGUUUCUAAGGUGCAAGUGAAACUGAAAUGAAUUUUGACUAAGCAUAAAUUAGCACACAAAUUCUUUUUUAAAAAGUAUCUUCAUAACUGAUUACUGUGGAAAAUACAGACGAAUGUAAAUCACUAAAUUAUUUUAUACUGCAACUCAAUUUCUGUUUGAAGCCAAAUGACAAACAUAGCCUUAAGAAAUGCCUGAUGGGAAUGGACAGGUCCUUAAAGUAGACAAAGUAUAUUUUUUUUCUUUCCCUCUAUAUUAAAACUAAUAUUCUAAUUCAUUGAAACUUUCAAGCAGGUAUUGCAAAGCGAGAAGACUUCCUCCCUUUUACUAAUUUUAUCUAGUGCAUUAAAAAGAUAUAAAAUAUUUGUACUAAUAAGGACAUUUGAUUAUUUAAUUAAAAGAUGGCUCGUUUUGCAAUAACUAGACAAAUACUGAAAGAUUAGACUUACAGUGUAUGUAAUCCUGUGUGCGUGAUUAUAUAUUAUAUGAAAUGGUUUUGUUUUGUUUUUCUCAACAACUCAAGAAAUUGCAACACCAAAAUUACCAAUUAGCAAAUGUAGGGGAGAGGGGCUUGAAAGUGCUAUUUUGUAAUUACAGUGUCAGGUAAAAGCCACAACAAUUAUUGUAAUUGAGAAAACAAUAGAAGAUCUAAAACAAAAGGUUCAUCUGUUUCAAUGUCUUUAGAAUCCUAGAAAUAUUUGACAUCAGACAAAAGACAGAAUGGUUUCCUUAAGCUAGUCCUGCUCGAUCCACCAGGCUAAGUAUAAAGUAUCAACUAUUUGUGGAAGCCCUAUUAAGGGCUUAAUACAUUUCAAGACUGUUUUAUACUGAAUCAGAUCACUGCUCCACCUAGCUCAGGUUUAUCUGUAGGGACUGGGAAUUAUUCUCCAGGAUAUCAAGCAAGAGUCUUUCCAAGACUGAGCCUUCUGCAUAUAAUGCCAGCACAUGGCUAUCUCCCUACACAAAUGAAUAGCCUCUCUGAAAAUUCAGAAUCAGUCUAAGGACUAUCAAGUCCUUGGCUGCCCCGAAUGCAUAUCUGGUGAGCUGCAGGUGGCUUGGUAGACUCUGUCUUAAUGAGAUUUGUCUUAAAAUUGUCAUGAUGCCUAUGAUGAUCAUGAAUGCAGCAUUCUCCAGCCUGAUGCUCCUCCAGAUGGGUUGGGCUAUAACUCUCUGAACACCCAACCAGCACUGAUGGUUAUGUUUGUGACCAACUUUCCUUUUGCAGACUUCUCUAUCCCUCUUCUUGUUGAUCAUCAUCCAUUCUGUCCACAAGUUUUCUGUUUGCUCAGGAGAAGGAACAGAGCACUCAUGCCAAAGGUUUGAAAAGAUUAUUUGCAUAGAGCUUCCUACACACAACACUCCCUUAAUCUAUUCUUUUUGGCUCUUCUGCUAUAAUUUCCCUUCAUCUGGGCUUCCCCCACCUGUAUGACUUUUUAGGCAUACAAUAUUUCAUACUGCUUAGGCACAUAAACAGAUUGUGCCUAUGUGGGGCUUGUUUCUCUUUCAGUAACAUAUUAUGUACAAAGUUUAUGUCUUCAUACAUGAGCCAGGCUGAAAUGUGGCUUAAUCAAGUUUAUAUUAAUAGAUCUGACAUUAGGAGGGGAGCAUGUUCACAGUAUGGUUAAAUAUGUGCUUUAAACAACUACUGUGAAUCUAAGCCAUCUCUUUACAGUAUGGGCCAUAAUUCAGCUUGUUGGUUGGAAGUACUGGCACAUGACAAUAUUAGCCACAAAUAACAAGUCAGACUUUCUUAGUUUCUUCACUUGUGGAAGCAGAUUUACUUGAGAAGUUCCUAGAAGCACAGCAAUAGGUAUCUGCAUCAAAAUGACAACAUAUGCACAGCAAUGUAAGGAUGCAAAUUCCAUUCUUACAUACUUGCAUUCCAACCCUUGAGACAAGGACAUAAUUUGUCAUUUUUCCAUCCUAAUGUCACUUUGCACAUUUUGUCACUACACCCCCUGCCCCUUUUUGUGGGUGCGUUUGCACCUGGCAGUUCUGCUUCACAGUUCCCAUUCUAAUUAUAGGUUUCUUUGGUUUUGGUUUCAGGACUUUUUCAGGCCUUUAGAAUAAAAAUUUAUCCUCCAGCUAUCCAAAGCUGAAAAUUGAGAAAAAAUUCUGGAAUGAAAUACAGGAGCUUUCCUCCUUUGCAUUUGUGGCAGAAUGACAAUUGUUAUUGCUCUUGGAGACACAGUUCCCUACAGUUUCGAAAAAUAAUUUUUGGAUAGCUCUUAGGAUAGAUAGUAUUUAUAAUAUUUUAGGCAUUGUGUUAAUAAACUCAGAUCUUUCACUACUGAAAACAUUCACAUUAAAGACUGCAAGAAUGUGUAUCAAGGUACAAUUGUCUAAAAUCAUCUGAAGAGUUCUGUUUUGUUUCAUUGUUAAAAAAAAAUAUGGUGCUUAACAUCUGGAAGACUAUAUGACAUCUGUAGUCCUCUGUCCAUGACUACAUUCACCCUCUCUAGUGGAUUGCUACAGGGAUCUUCAAACAUUUGUAAGACCUGAAAAGGCAAGAUGCCUAGACCAUCGCUUAAGCCUCAGGUCUGCAUUCACAAAGGUAGGAGGAUAGGACAGCAGUAGAAGAAAAGGCCAAGAAGAGUCUCUGAGCGCUUUGUAAACUGAGCGUCUUUUGACUAAUAGAUGUUAAGACAGAUGAACCUCUUGGGCUGCAGUCCUGUAGACACUUACAUGGGAGUAAAUCCUGUUGAACUAAGUAGAGCUUACUUCUGAGUAGAUAUGCACAGGAUUGUGCUGUCAGUUAUUUUGUCUGAGAGCACUAAAAUGGAACAUUUAUGGUUGGGUCUCUUCACCCAUUUUUAACACUAGCAGUGCACCUAAGAGAAGCACUACAUCUUUCCUAGCUGAAGUAGCUCUUUGUUUGAAGCACUUGGUGUUACAGGUCUAAAAUUCUCUUUUUAACUGUCAACUGUUAUGAGGCUUUUGGUUUUGAUGGAUUUGUUUUUGGGUUUUUUUUUGUUUUUUUUAGGGAAAAAAAAGUUUUGAAACAUUAGGCUCAUUUUGUGUCUCCAGGUAACACCUGGAGGCAUGUAAAAUAGAUCAGUUUGCAAAACAGGCACAGGUGUUUUUUUUUUUU
Molecule: messenger RNA, 5291 nt
Organism: Python bivittatus (Burmese python)
Lineage: Eukaryota; Metazoa; Chordata; Lepidosauria; Squamata; Pythonidae
Source: RefSeq, a predicted model, not a curated record